This is a messenger RNA of Caenorhabditis elegans, 666 nucleotides long. RefSeq names its product Galectin (gene F46A8.4). Gene Ontology annotation, molecular function: carbohydrate binding. The record is from RefSeq and is marked reviewed. The coding region runs from base 1 to 666 and encodes 221 amino acids. The transcript is spliced from 2 exons. NCBI's taxonomy places the organism in Eukaryota, Metazoa, Nematoda, Chromadorea, Rhabditida, Rhabditidae.
AUGAGGCUUUUACAUGUUCUUCUGCUAUUCACCUCUUUGGUAGUGGUUUCUGGAAUUUUAUUUGACAAUGGUGGAAGAUCCCAUGGCUUUGGAUCCUCCUCCUCUGAUUCUUCCGAAGAUUACAGUGGACGACGUGGUGGAGGGCGGCAUAGGCCCCCAAGACCUCCACGGCCUCCACGGCCUUCAAGGCCCGUAUCAACCCCUAAGCCAAGAGGCGACUGGAUAACAAUCAAUGGACCUUUCACAACCACUCUACCUAUUCCUGGAGGAUAUUGGGAUACUGGGAAGAUCAUGCGAAUAUACGGUAUUCCUGGAAGCGGAAGAUGGACCAUCAAUCUGGUCAAAUCAAAAACUUGGGUGUUCCAUUUCGCGUCAGAACCUACCAAGGGACUUGUAGCCAGAACCCGAUUUACGAAUGGAGCGUGGGAAGUCGGAGAGACAUAUGGUGGAAACCCAUUUCGAGCUGGUGCCCAGUUUAAUGUUACUAUGGUCAAUCAGCCAACACAUAUCGAGAUUCAUGUCAAUGGUGUAUACUUUGUAAAUUUCAAACAUCGAGUUCCCAAUCCAUCCAGAGACUAUCAAGGAAUUGAUUUCCAUUUUCGUUUGUUUCUAUCUCGAAAGUUGAGUUUUCACGAUAAUUUGAAUAAAGAAUUGUGUUGCAUUUGA